CAAAAGUAUGUAGGAAAUACUAAUAAAUAGAGCCGGGUAGCUUGAAAAGUGCAAGUUUUUACAUUUAAACGAAGCUUUAUCGUGUUUUUGACGCGCUCAUAUUGCAUCGAAAGCGUAAGAGAUCGAAGGGAUAUUGAAGAUGUGUGUUUUUGGGGUGCUUUUUGAGUGAAUGAACCUCUGUGUUGACACCACUCGAACUGAAACUGACUUUGAAUGGCGUGAGGUGGACUAGGAAUCUAUUGCCACCAUGUCUUCAGAGCUAACCCUGGACAUCCAGCUAACAGAGUUGGGCUUUUCCAGUUGGGAUUUUCAGCUCCUAGAACAGAAAGAGAAACAUCCAGCAUCAGAGGUUGAACAUGAUGCAUCAUCAUCAUUGUUGUGUCCCUUGUCGGCAAAACCCCACGUGGAUGAAGAAGCUGAUGUUUCAUUGAGUCAGGCCACCCCUGUCGUCUGCCAAAAUUCCCCAAGUGAUCACGACUCUGGGAUUAUUGGCAGUGCAGAGAAAAGCAGCAAGAGGGCUCACUUUAAAAACAACAAACACACUGGAGGAAAAAGAAGGAAGAGUUCUGAGGAGGAGGAGGAUGAUGAUGAUGAACCUGUCAAAGAAGAUAAAAAGAAGAAAAAGCUUAAUGAGCAAGGAAGCACGAAGAGGAAGUUCAGUAAAACUGAGGUUUGUGAAGAAGAAGAAGAAGAAGAAGAAGAUGGUAGUGAUGAAGAUGGUGAUCAUUAUGAUUUGACUGAUGAUGAAGAAGAGAAUGAUAAUUUGUCUUCAGAUACAAGUGGAUCAGAAGAGCAUCAGUGCCCUGUGUGCAGCCUCACUUUUUCUACGACAUUCCUCCUACAAGAACAUUUGCACAUACAUAAUGGUGUACGUCGGUAUAGCUGUGCUGAAUGUGGCAAGCAGUUCUGCCAUUCAAAAAACUAUCGCAAUCACCUUCGCUCCCAUGAUAAAGUGGACACGGUCAAGUGCAUCAUUUGUACAGCCCCGUUUGCAACCCAGGCGGACCUGCAGCUGCAUCUGGACACAAACCACCUUGAGGACCAGUUCUAUCAGUGUGACUUCUGCAAGCGCAUUUUCACCAGCAUGGAGGAGUGUCAGAAGCAUGUGCGGACGCACACGCGCCACCCAAAGGGCUACCCAUGUCCCAAGUGCGAGCGCAGCUUCCGCCAUCGCAGCUCCAUGCUCUACCACCUCAAGCGGCACAAAAAAGCCACGCUGGUCUGCAAAGACUGUGGCAUGGCGUUCUCGAAGAAAGUUGGCCUCCUGCGCCAUAGUUUCUCUCACUUGGGCCUUCCGCCAUUUACCUGUGUACGUUGCAAGCAGCAUUUUCGAUUGGGUUCACAGUUCAGGAAGCAUGAGUGUAAAGCGGAGCAGUUGCAGUGUGUGGCCUGUCUCGUCACAUUCCAGAGUAAAGAGGACUUCGAGAAGCACAAGAAGGACACGGGAUGCUGGGGUCAUCAGACGGCCCCCAGUGACGUGGCAACUGACAUUCGUUGCAUGGAAUGCGGCCAAGUCUUUGAGAGCUCGGAGGAACUGAAGAAGCAUGCCGGGACGCAUCAGAGAGUCAUGAGGUGUUCAGAGUGUGGGAUGGGUUUCCGCUCAUCCUUCAUGCUCAUGUCGCAUAUGGGAGGUCAUGCUGCUCAGCGGCCGGUCCUUUGCAAGGAGUGCGGACUUGGUUUCUGUCAUCAACAGGGUUACGAUAGCCAUCUUAAAACGUGUGGGCUUGUCAACCCAGCAGAGGCUGCUAUGAAGAAGUCAAAGCCAAAGGUUGUCUCAACUUCAGAGAAGAAAGGGAUUCCCACUGUUCCUAGCCACAAAAGUAAAGUUGUAGAACCUUCUACUGUGGAAGUCCCCAAGACAAAUUCAAUACACCCAGUUAUCCCAGUAGGUAGCCAAAUAAAAACACCAGACCCUCCAUUGAAUGUCACUCUGAAUAAAGACCCAAUUUCUCCUGUCUCCCUAGUCAUGUUCAUGCCUGUACCUUUGACGCCUUCUUCAGAGAGCAUCCCAGAUGCUAAAAACCCUGUUUUAGCUCCCCACGCCACCGAACUUUCGGUAGCCUCCACUAGCUCUGCUCCGAACACAGAGUUGCCACAGGACAACGCUAGUUCCUCCAGUUCAAAAAUUCUUAUACCUUUGUCAACUGAAAAUGAUACUAAAAAACGUUGGACAGUAUUAGACCUGCCCACAUCUGGUCCGGUGUCCAAAACGUACACAGUGUACACAGUGAAAAAGGAAAAUGAAAUAACAGUGGCUGCCAAAUUAUUAUCUGUCGGAAAGGUAAAUGCAGAGAAUGCUCAGAAGAAUGUCUUGUCAAGCCAGCAGAUCCUAGACAUCUUGAACAUCAUCAAGAAAAAGCAAGGCCCUGAUGAGAAAAACGCAAAUCUACACACUGUGGUGAUACCAGCAAAAUAUUGUGAAAACGAUAUACAAGGUGUGUCAGGGUUGGAGGCCAAGAAGUCAAUUGAAACUAGCGGGGAUAACCAAUCAACAACAGUGGGAAAAGACACUCUGGGUGCUGAGAAAAUAAACUUCCAUAAUCCUGACUUUGGUUUCUCUGGAAUGGGACCAGAGGUUUUACGGAUUAAAGAAGAAUCUGAAUAUUGUGAGGAUUCUAAAUCAUUAAUCCAUUGGUUGCCUGAAUUAUCAUCCCUGAAGCCAGAAAAGACAGUGCAAAAGGUGACUGAAGAGGAGGAUUCUUGGAGUAAAAACAUUCCAGAACCAGAUGUAGUUCAGUGUGAAAUUUGUGGGAAGAUGCUCUUGGAAAAAGACUUGAGUGAGCAUAAUUUGGAACACUGA
Molecule: messenger RNA, 2800 nt
Organism: Trichomycterus rosablanca
Lineage: Eukaryota; Metazoa; Chordata; Actinopteri; Siluriformes; Trichomycteridae
Product: zinc finger protein 37
Exons: 4
Coding region: 248-2800 (850 amino acids)
Source: RefSeq, a predicted model, not a curated record